UAAUAAUAAUAACCAUAUAUCAAUCUAUAAAUAUCAGUACCAUUAAUAUAUCAGCCAGACUGUUAUUAUUUCUGCAGUAUGAUAUGAAUCUAUAAUUGUUAGUCCUAAUUAAAUUCAACAAAAUAAUUAACUCACUGAUUUUUAUUACUUGUAAUAAGUGUAGUAUGUUAAUUAAAUUAAUUUAUUAAUUGAUGUUUAUCAAAGUAUAUUUUUAUUAACAAUAUAUAUUUAUAAUGACCAUGUUAAUUUAUUGGAUAUUACUAUUACUGGGGUUUGCUUCUGGAAGAAUUCAUAAACUUGAUAUACGGAACGAUGGCAGACGUUACAUCGCAUUAACAACAUUUGGAUUUUAUCAACGUGGAAGUCUUACUGUUAAUCUAACAAACUUCAAGGUUAAACCAUUUAAGGACACCGAUAUUUAUGGAUUUAGUUUAGAUAGAACAAAAAGUGAUACUGUUAAUCCAUAUUUAGAUAGUCAUCAAGAAAAAUGUUUGUUGCAAGGACCAAUAAAUCCACAUAAUGAUUUUGACUCUAAAGACGAUAGUGCUGUUAUUUAUUUUAUUAUGGAUUUAAAAAAUUUACAAUUAAAAGCAACAUGUAGUUCAAACGUUAAAUCAUUACAUAUUUAUAGUGAUAUACAUCAAUUACCGAGUUUUAGAAAAAAAAGGGGAUCAAUAUCUGGAUUUAGUGAUACUCAGUUAUUUCCACGUCGUAAACGUGAUACAUCACUUGACACUAAUGUCGAGGAAAAAAGUGAAGCUAAUUCACCGUGUUCUAAUGUCAAACUCAACAUGACUAUGGAAACUAUUGAUGGAGAAAAAUAUUUAAAUACUAGCUUUGCUAUGUACGUUAUGAAUGAAGAUGAAGAAGGACUCUACAAUUUUUACUUCCACAACUGUCAUAAUUAUUACGAUAAUGACAGAUCGUUAGUUAAUUUUACGAUGCAUAUCACAGAGAUUAAUAAUGGAAAUUUUUUGAGUGCUGGUGAAAUGCCACUGCCUGCUCUUUACUUUAUGAUGGCUCUAUUAUUCUUUUUUUCUGGUUGUUUUUGGGUUUUGAUAUUAAAAAAAAGCAAAAACCCAGUAUUUAAAAUUCACUAUUUAAUGGCAGUUUUGGUUUUUUUAAAAUCUUUUUCUCUACUAUUUCAUGGAAUAAAUUAUCACUUUAUACAAACAAAAGGUGAACAUGUCGCAGCUUGGGCAAUACUUUAUUACAUAACUCAUUUAUUAAAAGGAGCUGUAUUAUUUAUUACAAUUGUUCUUAUUGGAACUGGUUGGGACUUUAUAAAACAUAUCCUAGCUGAUAAAGAUAAAAAACUUUUUAUGAUUGUUAUACCUCUACAGGUAUUAGCUAAUGUAGCAGAAAUAAUAAUCGAAGAAAGUGAAGAAGGUGACAUAGAGCAUAAAACAUGGCGAGAUGUAUUUAUACUGGUAGAUUUACUUUGUUGCGGAGCUAUUCUAUUUCCCGUGGUCUGGAGUAUCAGACAUUUACAAGAAUCAGCAAAUACUGACGGCAAAGCUGCCAUUAAUCUUCAAAAACUAAAACUAUUUAGACACUUCUAUAUCAUGAUCGUUUGUUAUAUUUAUUUUACACGAAUAAUUAUGUACUUAUUAAAGAUGACUGUACCAUUCCAAUACGAAUGGUUAGAUGAAAUGUUUAGAGAAAUGGCAACUUAUGUAUUCUUUGUCUUAACCGGUUAUAAAUUUCGACCAGCAUCAGCAAAUCCCUAUUUUACAGUGAAUGAUGAUCUUGCUGGUGGUGAUGAUGAUGAAAUGGAUGUUGUUCUUUUUUCUAGUGUAUCUGGUGCAAGUGGAUUUGCUCAGGGUCUUGGAAAAGUAUCAAAAGCUAAAAAAUUAAUAAGACCACAAACGACACAAAUUGUUGCCAAUGAAGAAGAAUGUGAAAGUCUGAUUAAUAAACGCGAAGCUUCUUACGAUUACGAUUGAUAAAUUUAUUAAUCGUGCAAUAAAUACUUAUAUUUUAUAAUCUUGUGACUAAAGUACUAUAAAAAAAAUAAGAAACAAAACAAAAAUAAUAAACAAGUGUCUACAUAGCAUAAGUCUUCUCAAAAACUCACAACAACUCAACAAUUGUACUAAAAGAACUAUUUUGAUUACCAAUUUGAAAGCCAUUUAUACUUGAAUUAUUAAUUUUAUAAAAUAUAUUGCAAUACGAGCUUAAAAAAAAAAAUAGCCUUAUUGUACUAAUAAUUUAAGUUAAGAAAUUAGUUACUGCUUAUUUAUUCCAUUAGAUAUUUAGUUGAUAAUUCCAGUUUUCCAAUUGACAAUAUUUUUAUUUUAUUCAAUAAUAAUAUUUAAUAUUAUUAUUAUUACUAAUGAUGAAAUUAAGACUCAGUUCGAAUCUUUGUGAAUAGUUUUACGAGAUUAGUUUUAUUUAAGUGUAUGAUUUUUUGAUGUUUAUCAUACUUUGCUAUUUCUUUAAGUAG
Messenger RNA from Microplitis demolitor, 2446 nucleotides. Its product is annotated as protein GPR107. Bases 234 to 1946 code for a protein of 570 amino acids. The record is from RefSeq and is a predicted model, not a curated record. Lineage: Eukaryota; Metazoa; Arthropoda; Insecta; Hymenoptera; Braconidae. Gene Ontology annotation, cellular component: Golgi apparatus; membrane. Gene Ontology annotation, biological process: transport. The transcript has 9 exons.